Dinoponera quadriceps is the source of this 545-nucleotide messenger RNA. RefSeq lists its product as uncharacterized. Gene Ontology annotation, molecular function: odorant binding. Bases 57 to 368 code for a protein of 103 amino acids. The record is from RefSeq and is a predicted model, not a curated record. Lineage: Eukaryota; Metazoa; Arthropoda; Insecta; Hymenoptera; Formicidae. The transcript has 4 exons.
GGUGUGAACGAUUCUUUCAGACAGUGGUUUAUGGUCUAAACAAAGCGCGGUUACAAAUGUUUUACGACAACAUAGCGAAGUGCAGAGAAGAAUUGGGCGACACGGCGACUGAACUCAUGGUCGGAACAAUUAUAUGUGCGUUAGAGAAAGAUGGCCAGAUCUUUAACUCUAACGGUGAGUACAUAAAGGAUGCAUCAAUGCAGGCACUGGAAGACUCUAUGUCCGACGCAAACACAUUGGAAAAAGUACAAGGGAUGUUCACCAAAUGUUACGAUGAUGCGGUUCAAAGUGGAUCCACCGGUCGGGAACAGACGAUGAAAAUUAGCAAUUGCGUCUUGCCGUUUGUGUCUCUCUUUGACAAGCUAUAGUGAAAGCGACUUGCAUAUGUUCUUCCAUAUAAUACGGAAUGCGCUUUUAACCUUUUUAUUCAUUGUGCUUUCACAUGGGAUUCUUUGUAUAAACUUACUUAUACAUUAGUUCGACUUUUUCUGUUGAAAUGUAUGUUCGUUAUGGUGAUUCAAUAAAAUGUAGUUAAACUAAAGGAA